This is a messenger RNA of Penicillium brasilianum, 2991 nucleotides long. The record is from the annotation of a GenBank genome assembly. NCBI's taxonomy places the organism in Eukaryota, Fungi, Ascomycota, Eurotiomycetes, Eurotiales, Aspergillaceae.
CCAAAGCCCACUUGGUUUCAGCUCCCCGCACUCUUCCUUUCUUCACUUCAUCACCCCAAUCCGUCAAGAUGAAUCCAGAUGGCAGAGCUAUUCGUGUUCUGGCGGUGCUAGACCCAUCGGAACCACACACGUUUGUCGAGCCUACGAAGAAAAUCCACGAAUCGCAAGAUGUUUCGGCAUUCCUCACCUCGAAAGCUUACUCGGACAUUAUGACUUUCAUUUUGCAGCUCAACCGCGCAAUGUUUCCUACAAAACUAUCCGAUGGUACCAUACAAACCUGGCCACUGGGCUCCGAGGAUGUGCAAUACUCUGCGCCCGUUCGCCAGUUACAAGGACUGCUCUCGAAGGUUGAAGAUAUCGUACAAGAGGUCCCGCCGAACACUGGACCUCGGAGAUUUGGAAACAUCAGUUUUCGAAGGUGGCAUGAAGUACUGGCUAGCCGUGCAUCUGACUUGCUCAGAGAAUGCUUACCGGCGGAGCUCUUGGAUAGACCUUCGCCCACGAGCGAGGGAGUUACUGCAGAGGCGGAGCUCAAGGCAUACUUCCUCGGAAGCUGGGGCAGCGGACAGAGGCUGGACUAUGGCACUGGUCACGAAUUGAGCUUUCUCGCCUUUCUCGGUGCGAUCUGGAAACUCAACGGAUUUCCUCAGUCUGAGUUUGGAGUGGAGGAGAGGGCUCUUGUCCUGGGAGUGAUCGAACCGUAUCUGGAGCUCGUCAGGAUACUUAUAAAGACAUACACGCUUGAGCCAGCGGGUUCUCACGGUGUCUGGGGUCUGGAUGACCACUCGUUCAUCCCAUACGUAUUUGGUUCUGCUCAAUUAUCUCCCGCUAUCGAAGCCACCGAUCUCACGCCCGAAGAAGGCUCCCUACCAGAUGCACCCGCCACGGGUGGAAUUAUGAAGCCCGCCAUUGUGGAACGUGAAAGGAGAACGAACCUCUACUUCUCCGCAAUUGGUUUCAUCUAUGAUGUGAAACGGGGUCCUUUCUGGGAGCACAGCCCGAUGCUUUAUGACAUCUCUGGAAUUCAGGCUGGUUGGGGCAAGAUCAACAAAGGAAUGAUUAAAAUGUACAACGCAGAGGUUCUGACCAAAUUCCCUGUCGUGCAGCAUUUUCCCUUCGGAUCCCUCUUCAGCUUUGAUCGUGAUCCGAAUGCUGUGAUGCCUCCACAAACUGUCCAUACUACAUCUGGCCCACAGGGACGCCCUGUUGUACCAGAUGCUGGCCCACCAUCAACUUCCGCCGCUCGACCUAGCGCGGAUGCCGGUACCAAAGCUCCAUGGGCUACGGCGGGAUCCAGCACUCGUGCGCCUCCCUCUAUGGGCCCCACGGCAGCACCGUGGGCCGCCGGAAGAUCAACUGAGUCGUCAGGAGCACCUGCAACCCUGCACAAUACCUCGCGUCUACCACCGGGUCCAAUGGCUCCUACUAAAGCUCCCUGGGCGAGCGCACGGCCUCCUCCACCACCACCGCCUGGAGGUGAUGGGCCUUCUAAAGCCCCUUGGGCGAAAUAAAUCGAGAUAACAAAAGUAAGAAAAUGAUACCCAAUUUAGAUCAGGACGGAAAAAAUGCCAUAUGCAAUCAACAUCCAGGGCUGCUUGUUUCCUUGAAUCUAGAAAAAGUCCGAACGCCUUCCGGGGGUAUCAAAGUAAUGUACAAUGUGCAUAAGUCAUAAGAAUCACUCCGUAUCAGAAUCAUAACCCACCAAUGCCGAGGUGGUCGAUGCAGCCGACGAAUGCUGGAAAGUAUUUUCAAAGACAUCGUCGGGCGUCAUCAGACUACCAUUUGAGUCUGUCGAGUCCUUAGCUUCCUCCUUCAUUAGAUUCUCUGAAGAUCUUCCAGCAAUCAUUGUCGUGGAAGAAGGCUUCUUCCUCUUAAUGCCUGGCUUCCAAAUGUCCUGUGAAUCUCCCAUAUUCUUGAGAAAAGGAUCGACCACAGCACGCGUGUUCCCCUUUAACUCGUUGCGCAGAGAAGCCUUGCGCUGUUCAACAAGAUCUGCUGCCCGCGUCUUUCGGAUGCCCUUUCUGUCUUUUUCCCGUUUCCCACUCCUCGAAGAGCUCCUCGAAUGCACGGUCUCAAACAUAGGUCGAACCCGAGUUGCGCGCGCAGCCUCCAUUCCAGUCGAGGACUCACCGUCCCCAAAAUCCACCAUCCCAGCUCGCAAGCGAUCCCCCUCAGUCUCAUCAACCAGAUCAAUACCCAAACUCAUUUUCUCCUUGAGGGCCUCGCGAUUCGCCUCCAAUUUCUCCAACCCCUUCCGCUCCGUCCGAAAUGUGCGCCGCAACCGUUUCGAUUUCUCGUAAGGAUCCUCCCAAUCCCGACUCUGCCGCUCCUGCAACUCCAAAAUACGACUAGACUCCGUCUGAGCCCGCUGCUUAUUCUCCAACUUCCCCUCCAGCUUCGCAAACGGGUCUUUCUCCGCGGGAUCCUGCGCGUGUCCGCGAAUAAGAAUCUCCCCGGGCUGUAGCUCCUUGUCUUCCCCGGUAUCUCGUUUCCUCCCACCCUCGACCACCACGUAAGCCGUGUUCUUGGGGUCGGUGUGGAUCUCAAUCCAUCCUCCACAUGCAGUAUGUUUCAUGCGAAAACUGUAGAUGGGCGUGGAGUGGUAAUUGCCGAUUUUCUUCUUCUCGGCAUUGAAGCGAACGCCCUGACCGAUGAUGGUCUCGUGCGGUUUGCAGGUUGUGCACCAUACGGCAAAGGGCAUCUCGAAUCGGACGAUGAGGGCGCCUUUUGUGUGGAGGUGGCGUGCGCGUGCGCCGAGAGGGUGUUUGCCGGCGAGCUUGUUUGCUGAGGUGACGCCUUCUUGGUCCGGGGGGACAUAUCUGGAAUUACUGAACCCUUGCAUCUUUGAAAGUGGCGGCCCUCGAGGCCCAGCUUUUCCUGUAUCGAGGGGAGAAAGUUGCGGCCGUUAGGAAGCGUAUGAAGAGCUCUGUGGAAGCUGCUACCAGCCAGCCAGCUCCAAUCGUGUCAACAGCGGUCGCGAUGUCAAGUCAG